AGCUCGACGUUUUAAGCCACGGAUACACUAGGGGACAAAUGGAGCAACAUGUUGCGGAACAUGUUGCUCAACAACUACGUGGAAUGUGCCGAGAUACAUGUCGCGGAACAUUUUGUCGACCACACUUCUCAGUGUUUAUAGAAAUGUCGCCCGAGGAGGUCGUGGCUAUUAGUGCUGCGUACAUAGUAAUUAUAUCGAGUGUGUUGAAACGUAAGAGAAAGAGAAGGUGGUGGAUGCGGAAUUUCUUAUUACAACGAGAAAGAAGAGUAAAUAUUCUAAGUGAUCUCCGAAUGUCUGACGGAUCGUUUGUGAAUUUUACUCGCAUGUCAUCAUCUGAUUUUGAAACUUUGUUGCAAAUGAUCGCAUCUUCCAUAGCCAAACAGGAUACAAUUUUACGAAACGCUAUUAGUCCUCAUAUCAGACUUGCCAUUACAUUGAGGUACUUGUCGACUGGAGAUUCUUAUGCUUCUUUGUCGUACACUUUUCGAGUGUCAAAACAACUGAUACGUAAAAUAGUACCAGAAGUUUGUAAAGAACUGAUAAAUAAAUUGAAGAUAUGUGUAAAGGUCCCAGCUACUGCAAAUGAAUGGAAAGCCAAGGCUAGAAGCUUUGAAAAUAUAUGGAAUUUUCCGCAUUGCGUUGGAUCUAUAGACGGUAAACACGUUUUGAUCCAAGCUCCUUCGAAUUCUGGAAGUGACUAUUUUAACUAUAAAGAACAAUUUAGUAUUGUCCUAUUGGGUAUUGUCGAUGCAAAUUACAAUUUUAUCUAUGCAAAUUGUGGUGCUAAAGGAAAAUCUUCUGACAGUGGAGUAUUCCAAGAGACUGCUUUUUAUAAAGCUUUGGCUGAUAACCAACUCAACUGGCCGACUCCAGACCCAAUACGACAAGAUGGGCCGAAUAUGCCUUACGUACUUGUAGGAGACAGCGCCUUUGCACUGACAGAAAACAUGAUGAAGCCAUAUCCCGGUAAUCAUGACGUGGGUACAACAAGACGCAUUUUCAACUAUCGACUGUCAAGAGCUAGAAGAAUUGUCGAAAAUGUGUUCGGUAUCUUAGGUGUUGUAUUUCGUAUAUUCCGAACUCCCAUAACCAUCCUACCCUGUAAUGCUGAACUUGUUGUAAUGGCGUGCAUAUACCUCCAUAAUUUUUUAAGGCGAAAUAGUCAAUCGAGAUCACUGUACAACCCACAUGGAACUUUUGAUUCUGAAAAUGUGGAUCACGAUAUUUUAGAAGGAUCUUGGCGCAGAGAAGCUGGCUCUGUUAAUAUGUCGAAUUUAAAUGCUAUGGGACGACGCUACCCUGAAUCUGCUAUGGAAAUAAGAAACAAAUUUGCUGAAUAUUUCAUGAGUGAAGAAGGACGUGUUCCCUGGCAGAAUAAUUUUUAAAUGAAUAAACUAGUAUUGUACUAUA
This is a messenger RNA of Amyelois transitella, 1410 nucleotides long. RefSeq lists its product as uncharacterized. Bases 39 to 1385 code for a protein of 448 amino acids. The transcript is spliced from 2 exons. The record is from RefSeq and is a predicted model, not a curated record. Lineage: Eukaryota; Metazoa; Arthropoda; Insecta; Lepidoptera; Pyralidae.